Molecule: messenger RNA, 276 nt
Organism: Adineta ricciae
Lineage: Eukaryota; Metazoa; Rotifera; Eurotatoria; Adinetida; Adinetidae
Source: the annotation of a GenBank genome assembly
AUGUAUCAAAUAGAAGAGCAUCUUGCACCAUUAUCAGCCAUUGUUACAAACUCGUUCUUAGAUGAAUCCAUUUCCGACGAUGAUUCCGGCGUCGAAAUUACGUCUCUUAUCGAGGAAAAUGAAAAUGAUUUAAUCAAAUGGACUACAUAUUUACAACUUAAUUCGGACAGUGACGAAGAUAGCGAUGAGAAUUGUUCUUCGACUCAACCUGCAUCACUCGUUAAUUAUUCGUUGUCAGAAUCAUCCAGCGAGGAUGAAAACUUAUUACAAUCAUGA